GAUUGGCAUCUUUUGAAGGAGAAGAAAGAGGAUUUAGGUGUCUUUGAAGAAGAAACUGCUCCUGCAGUUAGAGCGUUAGGGCCUUUAUUUAAUAAGAGCUUGGGACAGCACAUUUUGAAAAAUCCUCUUGUAGCUCAGGGUAUUAUAGACAAGGCUGGUUUAAAAAAUACAGAUACUGUUCUCGAAGUAGGUCCAGGUACUGGUAAUCUUACGGUUAAAAUCUUGGAAACUGCCAAAAAAAUUAUAGCAGUUGAAGCUGAUCCAAGGUUAGCAGCAGAAUUAACAAAAAGAGUUCAAGGAAAACCUGAACAAAAAAGAUUAAGUAUUAUGGUUGGAGAUGUUAUUAAAACAGACCUACCAUACUUUGAUGUUUGCAUAAGUAAUACUCCAUUUCAGAUCUCAUCGCCAUUGGUUUUCAAACUUCUUGAGCAUAGACCUAUGUUUCGAUGUGCAAUACUAAUGUUUCAACGUGAAUUCGCAUUAAGACUUGUUGCCAAACCUGGUGAUAAUUUAUAUUGCCGAUUGAGUGUAAAUGUCCAACUUUAUGCUAAAGUUACUCAUAUAAUGAAGGUCGGAAAAAAUAAUUUUAAACCGCCUCCGCAAGUAGAAGCAUCAGUAGUUAGAAUAGAGCCAAUUAAUCCACCACCACCUAUAGAUUUUAAAGAAUGGGAUGGAUUAAUGAGAAUCGUUUUUGUUAGAAAAAAUAGGACACUUGCUGCUAGUUUCAAAACAUCAUCUAUAUUACAAAUUAUAGAAAAUAAUUAUAAAACAUAUUGUUCAGCUAACGAAAUGUAUUGGAUGUUUUAA
Entrophospora candida is the source of this 807-nucleotide messenger RNA. Lineage: Eukaryota; Fungi; Glomeromycota; Glomeromycetes; Entrophosporales; Entrophosporaceae. The record is from the annotation of a GenBank genome assembly.